Pseudocercospora fijiensis CIRAD86 is the source of this 3248-nucleotide messenger RNA. RefSeq lists its product as uncharacterized. The transcript has a single exon. Gene Ontology annotation, biological process: mismatch repair. Gene Ontology annotation, cellular component: nucleus. Gene Ontology annotation, molecular function: mismatched DNA binding; ATP binding; ATP-dependent DNA damage sensor activity. Lineage: Eukaryota; Fungi; Ascomycota; Dothideomycetes; Mycosphaerellales; Mycosphaerellaceae. Bases 19 to 3018 code for a protein of 999 amino acids. The record is from RefSeq and is a predicted model, not a curated record.
ACUUCAUCGACAAUUCUCAUGCGUUCACGCAUCCUGCCAAGCACUGUGAGAUCGUCUCUUGCAUACUCCGGACCUUCCGUGAAGCUACCAGCACAGCCGACUUUCGUUAGCAAAAGACCAUGGCUUUGGAUUCAGCAACGCGGCGCCAAGAAACAAACGACCAUCAAAGCGAGUGCGCUACAACAGGGAACAUCAGCUCCAUUACCACAAGAUGAGGUCGAAGCCACACCAGAACGGACGUAUCCCACCGUCUUGCAACAACAUCUCAACAAUGUUCGCAAGUUCGAAGACUGCGUCGUGCUCACCCGAGUGGGCGACUUCUACGAGAUGUACUUCGAUCAGGUAGAAGAAUUUGCUCCUCUGGUCAAUCUCAAGAAAGCAAAGAGAUCCACAGUACUAGGCGAUGUGCCCAUGGCCGGCUUCCAACAAUCGCAGCUCGAGCGCUAUCUUAAAAUGUUCGUCCAAGAUCUUGGCCAGAAAGUGGCAAUCAGUGAGCAAGUACGCUUGCCAGAAAGCGAGCGUGUUGGCAAAGCUGGAGGUAUGCUUUUCGACCGUCGAGUUACAAGAAUCGUGACCGCUGGGACUCUGAUCGACGAAAGCUUUAUGGACCCAUUCGAGAACAAUUAUCUGCUUGCGAUCCAUUUCGGUGGUGCUCUUCCAGCUUCGUCAUCUGAUGUUGAUCGCGCCGCUUUUGAGAGAUAUAGGCGCAGCACAAAAGUUGGUUUGAGCUGGGUGGACUUAUCAAGUGGUGACUUCUUCACACAGACCUCAGAUCUUGCCAGUUUGCCCUCUGCCGUGGCCCGCAUAGGUCCGCGCGAGAUAGUCUUGGAUGCAUCUAUGGAAUCCGUUGACCAGGUUCAACUACAACGAUCAAUCAGCGACAGCAACUUAUCGAUACAUUUUCACGGCGUCAAGGCUGUGCACGACUCGGUCGCAGAUUGGUCUUCAAUGCUCGAGCGACCUGUGGCCGCAGAAAAGCAGUCUGAAUUCACGGCUUUCGAGAUCGCUGCCGGCAAUCUCGUGCUCGACUAUGUCCGGAAUCAGCUGAUGGACGUCAAAAUUCAGCUGCAACCGCCAGUGAGACAAACGGACGAGGAAUAUAUGGCCAUUGAUAAACAGAGCCUGCGAAACCUGGAGGUUCGAAGCACAAUUCGAGAUGGUGCCUUUCAAGGAAGUCUUCUGCAUGCUAUUCGUCAAACGGUCACAAAAAGCGGCGCAAGGCUUCUAAGCAAGCGUCUUGUAGCGCCGUCAAUGUCGUUGUCAGUCAUAAACAGCCGAUUGGACCUAAUGCAAGAAAUGCUUUUCCACGAUGCACUCCGACAAGACGUUGUGGCUCUGCUUCAGCGCACGCACGAUAUAUAUCGACUCUUGCAAAAGUUCUCGGUUGGCAAGGGUGAUGCUGAUGACCUUCUUGGCCUGGCUCGGACGGUGGAAGUGAUGCGAGAGAUCUCUGACCUGCUGCACCAGCACAUACUGGCUCAUCAAGAUCGUGCGAAUGAGGAGAACGACAACUUUGCAACUCAGGACCUCACAUUCCUUUGGGACAUUUUGACUCGCGUUGAUCUCGAAACACCGACCAAAGUGGCCCGCAACAUCCAAGCUGCGAUCGAUGAAGAGGGCUUGAAUCAGCAGCAAAUCGCCGAAGAGGCAUCAGAAGCUGAAGCAGAGCAAAUGGUGGAAGAAGUCACUAAAGCAGAUGAAGCCGGCACCAAGUCACCGAAGCUCACCCGCAGAGCCGGCAAAUCCCAAGCUUCAAAUAUGGCUGAGCAGAAAUCGGAAGACAUAUGGAUCAUGCGCCGAAAGGCCUCGCCAACUCUUGAGCGAGCUCAUGGCGAUCUAGACAAGUUGCUAAGAGCAAAAGAAGAACUUACGUCUCGAUUGCAAAAGGAGCUGCGAGCACAGAGCCUCAAUCUCAAGUGGAGCGCACAACUCGGCCACUUCUGUCAUGUCAAGGGAAAAGAUGCGCAAGGCUCGAUUUCAGCGCUUGCCGGAGCACGAACUAUUGGCUCCACAAAGAGCACGAAGUCGUUCUAUCUGGCUGACUGGACUCACCUUGGCGUGCGCAUCGAUGAUUCCAAGUUGCGAAUCAGAACUGAAGAGGAACGAGUCUUUGGAAAGCUAAGAACGGAAGUGCUUGAGAAUCUGAUGAAGCUCCGUCGCAAUGCUGCCGUCCUUGACGAGCUAGAUGUGGCUUGCUCGUCCGCAUUAGUCGCGAAAGAUCGUGCUCUCAUUCGACCCAUUCUCAAUGAAAGCACGACUCAUCGGAUUGUAGGAGGACGUCACCCAACCGUUGAUGCUGGACUGAGAGAGCAAGGUCGGCCAUUCACGUCGAAUGAUUGCGCGGUCGGCGACGAAGAGAAGAUUUAUCUCAUCACAGGCCCAAAUAUGGCUGGCAAGAGCACGUAUCUCCGACAGAAUGCCCUCAUCACGAUUCUUGCUCAGGUCGGCUGCUUUGUUCCAGCCGACUAUGCGGAGAUUGGUCUGGUCGACAAGAUCUUCAGCCGUGUUGGCUCUGCAGAUAAUCUGUACCAGGACCAGUCAACCUUCAUGGUCGAAAUGCUUGAAACAGCAGACAUCCUGAAGCAAGCCACUCCUCGUUCCUUCGUCAUCAUGGAUGAGGUCGGUCGCGGUACGACACCCGAAGAUGGAAUUGCUGUCGGCUAUGCAUGCCUCCAUCAUUUACACAACGUGAAUAAAUCUCGAGCUCUCUUCGCGACACACUUCCAUGCUUUGGCGGAUAUGACGAGGGACUUUGAUAGUCUCGGAUGCUAUUGUACCAAUGUUGCCGAAGAAGCAGACGGCUCGUGGUCAUAUGUCCACAAGCUUCGUAAAGGCGUCAACCGGGCCUCGCAUGCGCUCAAAGUUGCGAAGCUGGCCGGUCUUCCGGAGGGUGCCAUUAGUGUUGCUGCUGAAGUGCUGGCUGAGUUGCAGCGGAAUCAAAGCUCGACUCGCGAUCACCAGGCCACUCUGCGCAAUGCGCGCGUCCCAGGUCCACGUCUUGCUGCUACGGCUGGAUGAAUUUCCAUCAGCUGAGGUUGAAAAACUACUUGUGGUCCUCCUCCGCCACAUCUUCAUUAUGUACGGCUUUGCGAAAGCCAACAUCUUGUAGACUGGAUUUGGAUUGAUUCAAAUCGCAUCGGAUGUAACGGCGAACCACUUCACUCCAUAGUUGCUCAAACCUAUCGCUGAUCUCCUCCAUGUACAGAAGUCGCGUUGCGGUUAGGAAAUCAGAAAACUCGUGCUCCGUG